This is a messenger RNA of Vitis riparia (riverbank grape), 2202 nucleotides long. Its product is annotated as probable WRKY transcription factor 4. NCBI's taxonomy places the organism in Eukaryota, Viridiplantae, Streptophyta, Magnoliopsida, Vitales, Vitaceae. Gene Ontology annotation, molecular function: DNA-binding transcription factor activity; sequence-specific DNA binding. The record is from RefSeq and is a predicted model, not a curated record. The transcript has 4 exons. Gene Ontology annotation, biological process: regulation of DNA-templated transcription. Bases 126 to 1715 code for a protein of 529 amino acids.
CCGUGAGUAAAAAAACUAAAAAGUCUGCUGUGCACCGUCGACUUUCCACAAAAUCCAUAAGAGAGAAGGGAGUUUUGGAGGGGUGGAAAUUAAACCCUAACUAUGGUGAACUGACGGAGCUCUCUAUGGCUCAGAAUGAUACGUCCUCGUUUUCAUCCAAAGUGGUGGCGCCCUCCCGCCCCACCAUUGCUCUUCCCCCUCGCUCCUCCAUGGACGCCUUCUUCUUCGCCGCCACCAGUCCCGGCCCUAUGACCCUCGUCUCCAGCUUCUUCUCCGACAAUUACCCCGACUCCGACUGCCGCUCCUUCUCUCAGCUCCUCGCCGGCGCCAUGGCUUCCCCAGGCGCCAGGCCCACUUUGCUCUCCGGUAAUUCCACCAACCACGAGGGUUCUGGAGAUGGAGCUGAUAAGAGCAGUUUAGGGUUCAGGCAGAACCGCCCCUUGAGUUUGGCGGUUGCUCGGUCGCCGAUGUUUUCCAUUCCCCCUGGGUUGAGCCCUUCAGGACUGCUCAAUUCGCCGGGCUUCUUUUCUCCCCUCCAGAGCCCGUUUGGAAUGUCCCAUCAGCAAGCCUUGGCACAAGUUACAGCCCAGGCUGCAUUUUCCCAGUCUCAUAUGUUCAUUCAAGCAGAGUAUCAACCUUCUUCAUUGGAAGCUCCUGUGGAAUCACUGGCACAAGAUCCAUCCUUUAUCACCGAUGCAACUACACACCAGCAGGUGCCACCACUACCAUCAGACCCUAAGAGUUCCAUGACGGAGUCAUCAGAAGUCUCUCAUUCUGACAGGAAAUCCCAACCUCCCUCUCUUGUUGUUGAUAAGCCGGGUGAUGAUGGCUACAACUGGCGGAAAUAUGGGCAGAAGCAGGUCAAAGGGAGUGAGUAUCCUCGAAGCUACUACAAAUGUACACAUCUGAAUUGCCCCGUCAAGAAAAAGGUUGAGCGUUCUCAUGAUGGUCAAAUAACUGAGAUUAUCUAUAAAGGGCAGCACAACCAUGAAGUGCCAAAACCUAAUAAGCGUGCAAAGGAUGGCAAUGAUCUAAAUGGACAUGCAAACUCUCAGUCUAAGCCUGAACUUGGUUCUCAAGGUCAGAUGGGAAGUUUAAACAGGCCAAAUGAAACUGUACCUGCUAAUUCAGUGCCUGGGAUGGAUCAGGAAACUUCCCAAGCAAUGCCUUUGCAGGUAAAUGGGUCCAGUGACAGUGAGGAAGUGGGUGAUGCUGAAACUAGAGUAAAAGAGGAUGAUGAUGAUGAUGAACCAAAUCCCAAGAGAAGGAACACAGAGGUUGCAGCACCUGCUGAGGUAGUAUCAUCACACAAGACAGUCACUGAACCAAGGAUCAUUGUGCAGACAAGAAGUGAAGUUGAUCUUUUGGAUGAUGGCUACAGGUGGCGCAAGUAUGGGCAAAAAGUGGUCAAAGGGAAUCCUCAUCCAAGGAGCUAUUACAAAUGCACUAGCCUGGGCUGUAAUGUACGUAAACAUGUUGAGAGGGCUUCAACAGAUCCUAAAGCUGUGAUAACAACAUAUGAGGGGAAGCACAAUCACGAUGUCCCAGCAGCUAGAAACAGCAGCCACAACACUGCCAACAGUAAUGCAACACAGCUAAAACAGCAUAAUGUGGUGGCUGAGAAGCGUGCCUUACUCAAAGAGAUGGGUUUCAGAAACAAGGAUAAAAAACCUGUUGCACUUUUACAACUGAAAGAGGAGCAGAUUGCGGUGUAAAUUGCCAAGUUGAAACCUAUUCCACUAAGGUCACAGGGUUGUCCCAAACCAACUAACACAGUACAAAUGAAGGAAUUAAGGAAAAGGAAGAAAUUCAAAACCUGCAGGAGAAAUCAGAAGAAAAGGAAGAAACCAUCGAAAGCUGUAUGAGAAAUAAGGGCUAAACCUUUGCUGCAUAUAUAAUUUAUAAAAAAAAUUGCAUGCUGUAUGUACUUUCUUCUUGUACAUCAAUCAGAAAUGAUGUAUAUGAUUGUUCAGUUUUUCAUACAUAGAUGACUAGCAUAUGUUUGAAUCUAGUUUUAAGCUUCCUUGCCUUCUUGGCUGCUUGUUUCUCCCUCCCUAUUAGGGCUGCUAUGUAAAGGGCUAGUCAAUGUGGAAGUUAGAGAAUAACCAUCCUAAUUAAAGAGGCAGAGCACCCUGGAAUCGUCUCUAUGUUGUAUUUUAUUUUGCUAUCAUUCAAUAAAUGCAAUGGUGUUUGUGCAUGGUC